Phasianus colchicus (ring-necked pheasant) is the source of this 1921-nucleotide messenger RNA. The record is from RefSeq and is a predicted model, not a curated record. Lineage: Eukaryota; Metazoa; Chordata; Aves; Galliformes; Phasianidae.
ACUGCAAGACCAGGGGCUCCGUGCUCCUCUAACCCCCACCUCUCCCCUCCAGGCGUUGAGAAAGGCUGCAAGGCUGAGUGCCACACAAUGCCCGCUGCCUGCCGCCCUUCUGGCAAAGCCCCACUGCUGGCAUCCCCCCCCCUGGGCAGCCCCCUGCUGCCCGAGCCCCCUCCUCUGGGUAGGAACAAGAGCAAGAAGCGAAGGAACAGGACAACUUUCAGCACCUUCCAGCUGGAGGAGCUGGAAAAGGUCUUCCAGAAGACUCAUUACCCCGACGUUUAUGCCCGCGAGCAGCUGGCACUGCGCACAGACCUGACCGAGGCCAGGGUGCAGGUCUGGUUCCAGAACCGAAGGGCCAAGUGGAGGAAACGGGAGCGCUAUGGGAAAAUCCAGGAGGUGAGAACCCCUCGUUUCACCCCACAUCACCACACUUCACCCCAAGCCCUGCAGUCACACCACCCCCCAGCAAAGCAGAGAGCACUUCGCCUCCUCACUUUGCUGCAAAACUGCAUUUUUCUUUUCCACCAAAUACUAAAAAGCAUAAAAAGAACCUAAAACCAACCAGCCCUGUGCCCCCCCGCUGCUCUCUGUGACUGCUGUGUGGCACAGAGGCAGCAGCAGCACCAGAACACGAGGCUGGGGGCUGCCAUGGGGGUCCCCACACCCAAGGCAGUGCUGUCAGGAAGGAGAUCCCCAUCACGAUUCACUCCCCACCCAACGGAAAGAAAGCAAAGACAGCCCCUUGGUUGCCCCCUGUGGGUAGGGGGGGGUUCAGGAUGUGGGGUGUGGAUGAUGAUGCAGUGCCCACCGUCACUCUGGGGUCUUGGCUCCUUUCUUCCAGCUGCAGAACAACCUGUGGCCGAGCUCUGGCAGCCCUGCAGGGCCCUGCCUCGUGCCCCCUGACAGCAUCCCAUCGCCGUGCGUGUCUCCGUAUCCCCACGCUCACAGCAACAUCACCAGCUUCGUGGGCAUCCCUGCCUCUCCCGGCCACCCCCCCGGCAUCAACAGCCUCUACUCCCUGCAUGGCCUCACCCCCCCGAGCCUCAGUGCCCCCCAAUUUGAGCCACCACCAAUGGAGAAUGACUACAAAGCGCCCACCCUGGUGACGCUGCGGAUGAAAGCCAAGGAGCCGGGCAGCCUGCUGGGCUGGGCCACGUAACCCCUGCAUGGCACACAGACCCCAAGGCAGCGUGGUCCACGCAUCCCUCCUGCAUCCCUAUCUGCCAGAUUGCUGCAGCCCAGCCCUCUGCAAUCAGGACCCUCCCUUGGAAAGGGGAGUGGGGGGAGCAGAGCGCAGCCCAGAGCGGCUGGGAUCUGAUAGAGGGGGCUGUUGGCAUCUGCACCAGGGAGGUGUGGGGAAAUCACUCCCAAACCACACCUGAAGAGCACACGGCAUCCCUGCACCCAUCCUGCCCAGCACCCACGUCUGGGGCAGGGAGGCUGCGUGGGGUGGGGGGAAUGAGUGCUGGGAAAGGGGGAUUGCUGGGGGCAGAGCAAAGGCUGGGGGCAGAGCCAGCCCACCCCAUCACAGUGCUCACCUCAUCAGAGCUUCCCUGCACCUCAGCCAAAAACCCCACACCAAAUCAUCAAUCCCACUCUGCCCCCAGCUCUGCUGCAUCCCGAUGUCAGGGAUGGAAAGUGGGGACCCCUCAGAGAAGGGCCCAGCCCUCACCACCAGCCCUCACCACCAGCCCCCAUUUGGGUCAAAAAACACCCAAACCCAAAAGUUUCUGUGCAAAAGCCCCAAAAAACCUCUCAGCAGCCCGAGGACACCAUGGGUAUGGCCGGUGCACCAACAGGGAACACAGCCCCAUAGGGAGACCCAUGCUGCUCCACAGCCCCCUCCCACUCACAGAGAUUUUGCUCCCUUCUAAACAAUAAAACCACACUUUUAGGAACCUGAUUUCUCCCCCCCUGCUGC